Molecule: messenger RNA, 1834 nt
Organism: Arabidopsis arenosa
Lineage: Eukaryota; Viridiplantae; Streptophyta; Magnoliopsida; Brassicales; Brassicaceae
Source: the annotation of a GenBank genome assembly
GAGCUUCUUCAAUUUUCUCUCGAUCUGUAAAAUCUCGGAUUUUUGAUUUGGAAAGUUCUGGAGAUUUCAGCUGUUCUUCUUUGUUGCUAUUUCUGGGUUUCGAGCUGAUUCAUAGAGUUAGGUUCUCCGAUGAUAGAGCUCAUCGGCUUGAGAUAGCUACUGAGAGUUCUUCUAGGGAUCUUUAUUUUUCUUUAUCUCUUGCGGAAAAUGUCGACGAAGAACAAAGGAGAGUUUGCUUCUAGAAGCUUUGUAUCGAGAAAAUGGACGAUAUUACUCUGCUUAGGAAGCUUCUGCGUCGGAAUGUUCUUCACCGAUCGGAUGUGGAAUAUUCCGGAAUCUAAAGGCAUGUCUCGUCCAUCUGUAACCGAAGCUGAGAGAUUGAAGUUGAUCUCAGAAGGCUGCAAUCCAAAAGCUCUUUACCAGAAAGAAGUCAAAAGAGAUCCUCAGGCUUUGUUUGGAGAAGUAGCCAAUACACAUAUUGCAUUACAGACAUUGGAUAAGACCAUUUCGAGCUUAGAGAUGGAGUUAGCUGCAGCAAGGUCAGUUCAGGAAUCUUUACAAAACGGUGCUCCUGUAUCAGAUGAUAUGGGGAAGAAGCAACCUCAGGGAAAGAGACGGUAUUUGAUGGUCGUUGGGAUUAACACAGCUUUUAGUAGCAGAAAGAGAAGAGAUUCUAUUCGAGCAACGUGGAUGCCUCAAGGUGAAAAAAGGAAGAGACUAGAAGAAGAGAAGGGGAUUAUCAUCCGGUUUGUCAUUGGUCACAGUGCCACGACCGGGGGAAUUCUAGAUCGAGCUAUAGAAGCUGAGGACAGGAAGCAUGGAGAUUUCUUGAGACUGGACCAUGUUGAAGGGUACCUAGAGUUGUCAGGCAAGACGAAAACUUACUUUUCUACGGCAUUUUCCAUGUGGGAUGCAGAUUUCUAUGUCAAAGUAGAUGAUGAUGUUCACGUCAAUAUAGCAACUCUUGGGGAAACUCUCGUUAGACACCGGAAAAAACCACGGGUCUAUAUCGGCUGCAUGAAAUCUGGCCCUGUCCUCUCUCAAAAAGGGGUGAGGUACCAUGAGCCAGAGUACUGGAAAUUUGGUGAAAAUGGGAACAAAUACUUCCGUCAUGCUACUGGACAGUUAUAUGCCAUUUCAAGGGACUUGGCUUCUUAUAUAUCAAUCAAUCAGCAUGUUCUUCACAAGUAUGCGAAUGAAGAUGUUUCAUUAGGAGCUUGGUUUAUCGGCAUUGAUGUUAAACACAUUGAUGACAGAAGAUUAUGCUGCGGAACUCCUCCUGAUUGCGAAUGGAAAGCACAAGCUGGAAACAUCUGUGUAGCAUCAUUCGACUGGAGCUGCAGUGGAAUCUGCAGAUCAGCAGAUCGCAUCAAAGAGGUUCAUCGACGUUGUGGUGAAGGCGAAAAGGCUCUUUGGAGUGCCACAUUUUGACAUAUAAACAGAGGAAUGAUAAAAACAUAACGGUUUUGCUCAGCCCCCAAAACAGCUCAAAGAUCAGAGGAAGGUUCAGAGAUACAAUUCCAAGAGAUAUCCACUUUUGUAUUCAUAGGUACAUAGAAGAGGCAGGGAUUAGAGAUAAGUGAGAAAACCUCUGGCAAGAAUCGCAAUUGUGGCGUUUCCAUUUUGGUAUAAGGAAACUGAUCACUGCAGUGAACGCCCCUGCUGUUUUGUUCGUUUUGGGUGGCUUGAAGAUGGAUUUUUACAUCAAAUACAAAACACUAUGCCCUGAUUCUAUUGGCUCCAUAAAACUAUUGCAUAGACAGAAAUCGGAUACUAUGUAAUAAGUGACCUCUCUGGAAAUCAUUAGGCACCACAAUAAACUUGUCAAACUUAA